Messenger RNA from Nasonia vitripennis (jewel wasp), 4734 nucleotides. RefSeq names its product PTB domain-containing engulfment adapter protein 1 (gene ced-6). NCBI's taxonomy places the organism in Eukaryota, Metazoa, Arthropoda, Insecta, Hymenoptera, Pteromalidae. The record is from RefSeq and is a predicted model, not a curated record. The transcript is spliced from 9 exons. The coding region runs from base 1720 to 3129 and encodes 469 amino acids.
GCACAAGAAGCGAAGUGAAUCAGAGAAGGAUGGCCAUUUGGAGGAAGGAAGAUAAAAAGCUUAGCCGGAAAGCGAGGGGAAAUAUAAGUAACAGGUCGGGAUGUCGAGAAAAAGCUACACCGGGGAUCAGUAGUUUAAAAGCACGAAAUAGUCAUUUGUAUGCAGCCGAGAGGACGACGCGAUGAAAGAGUGCGUGAAAAUUGACGAAACAACGCAGCCGAUGUGGGGAAUAACGAAUUUCGUUGUUCACGUUUCCCGGCGCUGAUCAUUUAUUUGAAAGUCCGACGGUAUAAACUCGCGCGCUUUACUGCGAAACGUUCUAGCUCGCAUGGAUUUUCCAAUCAAUUUUGAAAGUUUGCAUAUCACACACGUUCCAAAACGCGCGAAGACAUUUAUAUGUGUCAGUGGUCGUUUUCCGAUUUCGACGGGUUUGCGCGCGCGGUCCAGUGUGGCAGAACUUGAUUCUUCAACGAUUUUUCGACUGUCACAAGGUGUGUCGCGAAAUGGAACGAUUUCUCGAUCGACGUCGUAUAAAACAGAGAUCGAAGCGUAGUUACAUCGUCCAUCACCAUCACGUUUUCCUAUCGUACAUAACGAAGCAGAUGAUUAAAAACUUGUUUUUCAUCUCUCCGCUACACAUAGGAAAUCCCGCGACCACAUCCCCCGCCGCUGUAGCUCCAAAAUAUUAUUCAUCCUCAUAACGAUUUCCGACUCCACACCAGGACUCUCAGAUAGCUCGAAAAGCGUGAGAUAAGUAAAAAAAAAAAAAAAAAAAAAGCAGCAAAGAGAGAAAAAAAGAAGCCGUAGGAGGUCCCGGCGCGAUACAGCGAGAGCGGAAAGAGUCAGUGCGCUGCUCUCGCGUUACCCACACAUACAACACACAAAGAGAGCCCGAUAGAAGCUCGUGUGGUAGUCGGUCGGUCUCGGCCGCGGCUGGUACCAGUGGUACCAGCAUUCUCUUCUUCCUGUUCCCCUUCCUCCGCGGCUCUCUUUCUCUCUCCCUCUCGACUCCCACGAAUAAUCCAGUCGCUGCAGCCGCAGUGUGUUGCUCCUCAAACUCCUCUCCUACUUCUCCUCUCUUUGAAAAGCGAACGGCUCUGAGAGCGAGAGAGAGAGAGAACGAGAGGGGGAGAGCAUAUACCGCAGUUCGAAUAACCUGCCCGUCGCGAGGAGUUUCAGUAGUAGGAGAGCGAGCGCCCGACGACGUGUUCAGCUGCGAGCGCUCGCCGUAUAUACAUUAUAUAUCGUAAUACAUCUCUGCGUCCGCUAUAUACUCGCUCGGAGUCGCUUCUUCUGCACUUCUCUGCCGCUUGGAAUAAUCGAGGAUUAUAACGAGUUUGGAGUCGUUUCUAUGCGCGAAUCGCGAGAGCAGCGCGUUUGAUUUCUCUCUGUCUCUCCGGUGUUGGAUGACUUUCUCCGCGAGGGUAUCGUAAGAGCGUAUACACUCGUGUGGAAAUUCGCGCGGUAAGAGAGAAGAAGGAAUAAAGGACAGUGUUUUCGGCGAUGCGCCGAGUGUUGUAGCCCGCAAUAUACGCGACUGUGUUAGAGACCCUCUCUCUCUCUCUCUCUCUCUCUCUCUCUCUCUGUCUCUCUCUCUUUCUCCGAGUCUACCUGCCCUCGCCGUUGUUCGAGAGGAAGACACCUGGCAGCAGCGCAUCGAGUCACUACUGGCAUCGCCUGAAAGAAGCUCCAGUUCUGUGAGGCAGAAACCCCAGCAAAAUGAGGAACUCCACACUGCUCAAGUGGGCACAGAACUCGGCCAACAAUAAAAACCAGCCAACUAAAAACGGAGGUACCGGCAGAAACUGGAUACACCCACCGGACGCUCUCCAGAAAGGCCACAUCGCUUACCUAGUCAAGUAUCUCGGCAGCACCGACGUUGAGCAGCCGAAGGGAAUCGAAGUCGUGAAAGAUGCGAUCUGUAAGCUCAAGUUCAAUCAACAAAUCAAGAAGAGCGAGGGUACGAAGACGCCGAAAGUUGAGCUGACUAUCAGCAUCGACGGCGUUGCCAUUCAAGAACCAAAAACUAAGACGUCUCCAAAGCGAAUCAUGCACCAGUAUCCCCUGCACCGGAUCUCGUACUGCGCGGACGACAAGGGCGAGAAGAAGUUCUUCAGUUUCAUAGCCAAAGAGGAGGACGCGGAGCGGCACACGUGCUUCGUCUUCGUGAGCGACAAGCUCGCCGAGGAGAUAACGCUGACGAUCGGCCAGGCGUUCGAUCUCGCCUACAGGCGCUUCCUCGAGACGUCAGGCAAGGACCUCGAGGCCCAGAGGCGCGCUAUGGUUCUCCAGCAGAAGAUAAAGCGGCUCGAGCACGAGAACAACGUCUACCGCCAGCGGCUCCAGGACAUCGCCACCAUCAAGGGAUCGGCCGACAUAAGCUCGUACCUCGCGCAGCACGAUAUCCCGGACAUCCUGCACGUCCCCGACAGCUCGUCCUCGUCGGCGACGCCCGCGAAGGAGAGCAGCAUCCCACGGGUCAACGGUAGCGCUGGUAAGCUCUUCAUCAACAACUCGACCGCCGACACCAACGGCAACGCUUCGAACGGCGGUCAGCAGCCUCCGCCGGUUCCGCCCAGGAGCUUCGAGAAGUCCUUCGACGACAACUUCAUGGGAAGCGAGCCCUCGUCGCCCCAGAACUCGACCGGCGGAUCGAACAAGGGCGAGGGACUCCUGAUCGACGAGUUCGACGAGGAGGACUUCAACCCCCGAGCUUUCGAGACAUCGUCCAACGGAAUAACCAAUCAUCUGUCCAACAACAACACGUCCAACGGCCAGAUCACCGCGGGGGACAUUUUCACGCAGACGAACGGAAUGAAUUCUCCUCCGCUGCUGGCUCCACCGCCCAAGGCUAAGGACUCGAGGAGGCAGAACGGAGUGAAGGAGGACUUGUUUGGAAGCGUCCCGUUCAAUCCGGCGCCCAACUUCAUCAAAAGCGACUUCAAAGACCCCUUCGAAAUGGGAGAGUUCGGCGCGUCCACAGUUCACUCGCCCACGCAUCAGGAACUCGAAAACGCCAUUGGCCUUCUGGACAAGAGACUAUCGGAGAUGAAGGACGGCUUCAGUCGGGGUCUGUCGAUUGGAACGGACGACUUCUCCCUGGAGAGCCUGGAUCCGUUGCGAAACUAAUUAAGAAGAAUUACGAAGCAGUGGCUCGUCCGGAAGGCUAAAUGCAAUGUGAUAAGCGAGAAAGAGAGCGGGAGAUAUACAGCGGCGGAGCUUGCGGCUUUCCAGACCACUGCAGUUCGGAUCGGGAAGGAUGCGAGCGUCGAAUGGACCAAUUGGAUGAUGGGUCGCGCAUGUGAAACCAAAAUUAGUCAAUUUACCUUUAACGCUAAACGUAUAUUUAUGAUUGUGCAAGUCCUAUGUAUUUAUGAUGCAAAUGUCGUCUGUCUCGCGGCGUUUAUUUUCCGUUCACACAGCUGUGUCAAAGAAGAAUAAGAAGAAGGAAAAAUUGUUUCGACUUUAUACGUCAUGAGUUUUGUGCACGUCGAUAAGGCUUUCUUUUUGUUUCGUUUGUUUGCGCGAGGAGCUAACCAUCGAUUUAUUAGAGGAUUAUGCCAAGCGUAGCGAGCUUUUCUACUAUUAUUUCCCUUUCCAUACGAGCUCGCUUACGCUGCGCAGUCAGCCAGUUUUAGAUUAGCCGUUUCCUCAGGCAAAGUCAGCAGCGCCCGCGCCUCGUUCGACUUUAAUAUGUCAUUGUGUGUGUCUCGAUUUAUAAUCGUAUCUCUGCUAUGUUUUUUUCGCGUUCCGCAUCUUCUUGGACCGACAUUGCAUCUGGAAGCGUAAUUAGAAUGUUUAAGUUUAGCUUGUAAGAAAAGAGAUUUAUAAUAUAUAUAUGUAAUAUUAAAUUAAAGUAGAGGGGUAAAUGUCGUCUGUGCGAGAGACUAUACGCGACCGCAGGCUGUGCGCGUUUCUGGCGAGAAAAAGAUGAUUGACAUUGAUUAAUCGAUUAUGUAGCGUUGUAUAACUGUUUUUAGUGCCUCUAUCACAUGGUUGAACAAUGCCGAUUACUUUAAUUCAAAAGCGUUUCCUCAUUAUCUAUAUCAUAUACGCGCUGCACGAUGUUUCAAACGACAGAAAAUAGAAGACUCGUUUUCGUUCCCCAACCGUGUUUUACUUUUGGAUAAGAAUAUACAAAGUGACAGUGAUUUGAUGCCUAUUGCGGAACUCGUCUGCAUUGCAAAUUUAUGAUAUAAAUAAUAGCGAAUGACUUUUUUAUAGUAAUUAAUUUAAUUACUUUUGCUACACUAAACAACAAUCCUAAAUAGAUCGCGUAUUCCCCUGAAUUUGAUAUUCUGAUAUUAAGUUAAGAGGGAUAAAGAUAGAUGAAUUGCUACGUCGAUUAAUUUGUUUUUUCUGUUAAGUAAAAAUGCAAUGCGCACAUUCGCGCGCAUUACUCGGACAUAAUUUCGGUUAUCGCUUAGCUUAAAAAACUAUAUAGGAAUCUCAAAUUUUGUUUUGUUUUAUAAGAAUGAUUUUUAAAGAAAUAGAUUUUAAACUGCAUCAAAUUUAUAAAUAUACUUGUGUAUAAUAUAAGUGUAUGUAUAUGAGUACGCGAAUAAUUAAGAAUAACUUUUACAUGGAUAUCACGAGAUACGAGAUAUUGCGUAUAUAAUAUGCUGCGGAAUCGCAAAAAAAAAAUAAAUUAUGUACAUAUAAAAUUUCCAUGUUUGUUGCUAUGUUAUUUAAGUAUUAUGUAUUCAUAAUGAAAUAUACAGUAUGAUUAUUUAA